Messenger RNA from Phlebotomus papatasi, 2062 nucleotides. It is a transcript of the gene Smyd4-4, whose product is annotated as SET and MYND domain-containing protein 4. Gene Ontology annotation, molecular function: protein binding. The record is from RefSeq and is a predicted model, not a curated record. Lineage: Eukaryota; Metazoa; Arthropoda; Insecta; Diptera; Psychodidae. The coding region runs from base 286 to 2040 and encodes 584 amino acids. The transcript has a single exon.
AGAUUUUACUUGUUUUUUCAUAUAUUAUUUGCUUAAAAACACUCCAAAUUAAAUUUUCGGAAUUCUCCGGAAGCAAAAAGCUAUCUCGAGCGAGAUAGCUUUUUUCCAUUUUAGAAAAUUGAAUAUUUCACCCUCCAACGGAAAAUUUCCAUUUGAAAUUCAAAAUAUUUCAAGACAUUCGGGCAGUUUCGUGCACUUUUGCAGAGGGCGCUUGUAUAGCAAAUUUACCAUUUGCUCGUGGGAAUUCCCGUGGAAAUUCCGUCUGUUUACACGGAUAAGGUAAAUAUGGAUCUCUAUCAUGAAAUUUACUUGGAAAUUGGCCAGAAAUUAAGGGAGUCUGGUCAAUUGGACGCAGUGUCUCUGGAUCUGCAGCAAAUGAGACAGAAGAAGCAGCCAAAUAGUGAUAAAAUUGACUAUGUAACCGACUUAUUAAAGGAGUAUAAUCUCUUUCCGGACUUUGAGAAUCUCGAGGAGCCAAAAAACGAUGCUAAAUCUGAAGAAUUCCGCCAGCAGGGUAAUUCAUACUUCUCCCUCAAGACCCAGAGGUACAUUGAUGCCAUUAAGGCAUACAACAAGAGCAUCUGUUUUGCUCUCUCAAAGGAAAAUCUCAGCAUUGGCUUAGCUAAUCGUUCAGCAGUUUUCUUCGAACUGGGAAUGUUCAGAGAAUGCCUGGAGAGUAUUCGACUAGCCCGAGAAAUGGGCUAUCCUGAUCGUCUCAGAGAGAAACUAGACCGAAGGGAAGAAAAGUGCCAUGAGAGUCUGCAGACUAAACCUCAGACUGAAGAUAAAAAACUUGUGCCAAAGAUCGAAUUACCAGUUAAUCCUAAGAUCCCUUUUCUGGCCAAAUGCCUGGCUCUGCGUGAAGACAAAACUUUUGGACGACAUGUAGUGACAGAGGCGGAUCUUCGAGCAGGUUCUGUAAUUGCCAUUGAAGAGCCUUUCUGCAAGGUUCUUGUGGAUUCAGAAAAAUACAUGAGAUGUUCUAAUUGCCUAAGUGAAGUUCCUCAUCUUCUGCUACCCUGCAAGACCUGCUCUCAAGCCAUGUUCUGCUCAAAAAAAUGCGAAGAAGAAGCCACCAGGGAUUUUCAUACAUUUGAAUGUCCAAUAAAUGGAUCUCUGUACAAGAUUCUCGAUCAUAGCCUCCUCCUGGUAUUCCGGACAUCUAUAUAUGCUUUCUGUGCCUUUCCUGACACUGAAAAUCUGGACAAGGAACUCCAAAAGAUAGAUAACGAACAGAAAAAUGUAUUUAGCCUGGACUGGAGCAAGGAACUAUCCUUGGCAGAAAGAUACACACCUAUCCACACUUUGGCCACAAACGAACACGCCCGGAAUGGAGAUUAUCUCUUCAAGAAGUACGUGAUUGCAUCAUUGAUGUUCAAACUCCUCAAGGAAGGCUCCCCUGCAUUUUCUAACAGGUUCCUCACAACAGACGCAACUGGAAAUGUCCUGAAAGAUGUCUUAUUCAGACAUUUGCUAACUGGUCCCACAAAUAUGCACAGCAUUCAUGCAAUUGAAGAUGUUAAUGAUCCAAAUGCACAAACGGAAUUCGGAUCUGCAGCUUAUGCCUUUCACAGCAUGGUCAAUCACUCAUGCAGUCCAAAUGUCACAAGAAUUGACGUAGGAACAGCUUCUGCUAUGAUAACCAUCAAAAACCUAGCAGCUGGAGACCAAAUCCUAGACAAUUAUGGCUAUCAUCAUAGUCUAAUGGACAAAACAUCGCGCCAACGUGAAACCCUCCGACGCUACCAGUUCAUCUGCCAAUGUCGCGCCUGCCUGGAAGAUUUCCCUCUAUACGCUGCUCUUCCAGCUCCAUCAAACAUCCCUGAUGCCCUCCCAUUGCACAACAACUCUUCCCAAUUUCAAUAUUCUCAAGAAUUUGCCGAAAAGGGACUCCGAAGAGUCAUCAAAUUUAUCCGGAAAUUCGGGCAUCUCUACCCAAUCUUUCAGCUCUGCUGUGCUGAAGAAGGAAUGAAAUUCUGCCUAAAUGUCCUCUGUGGCAAUAUCCCCCUUCAUCUCCGACACAAACAGCACAUCAAGUAAAUAUCUACUAUUUUUUUUAUCA